Phragmites australis (common reed) is the source of this 1088-nucleotide messenger RNA. RefSeq names its product heat stress transcription factor B-4d-like. Gene Ontology annotation, cellular component: nucleus. Gene Ontology annotation, biological process: regulation of transcription by RNA polymerase II. Lineage: Eukaryota; Viridiplantae; Streptophyta; Magnoliopsida; Poales; Poaceae. The transcript is spliced from 2 exons. The record is from RefSeq and is a predicted model, not a curated record. The coding region runs from base 144 to 986 and encodes 280 amino acids. Gene Ontology annotation, molecular function: RNA polymerase II cis-regulatory region sequence-specific DNA binding; DNA-binding transcription factor activity.
CAUAGCAGUACUGCAUGCCUUGCUCCUUCCUUGGAGAGCUCUUUCCCCUCCUCUUGUCCCGAGCUUUCGCUAAUUAUAAGCAGCGAGCUUGAGCUUCGCUAGCUUCACCAAGCCAGGUUGGCCGCUCUUGGACACACAAAAAGAUGGCAUUUCUUGUGGAGAGGUGCAGUGGCGAGGCGGUAGUGGACAUGGAGAGCUCGCACACCAAGCCGGUGCCGGCCCCCUUCCUGACCAAGACAUACCAGCUCGUGGACGACCCCCGCACCGACAACAUUGUGUCGUGGGGGGAGGACGGCGCCACCUUCGUGGUGUGGCGACCGCCGGAGUUCUCCAGGGACCUCCUCCCGAACUACUUCAAGCACAACAACUUCUCCAGCUUCGUCAGGCAGCUCAACACAUAUGGUUUCAGGAAGAUAGUGGCUGACAGGUGGGAGUUUGCCAACGAGUUCUUCAAGAAGGGCGCCAAGCACCUCCUCUCGGAGAUCCACAGGAGGAAGUCUUCGUGCUCGCAGCCGCCGCCGCAGCCGCUCCCUCCGCACCAGACUUACCUCAGCCUCUUCCCCCAGCCGCCACCACCUCCGCCAGUCUACCACGUCCAGGAAGACCACAGCGGGGACUUCCUGGCGACGCUGUCGGAGGACAACCGGCAGCUCCGGCGGCGCAACUCGCUGCUGCUAUCGGAGCUGGAGCACAUGAGGAGGCUCUACAGCGACAUCAUCUACUUCCUGCAGAACCACGUGGAGCCGGUGCCGCCGCCGGCCAGCUCCAGCUGCAGGCUGGUGGAGCUCGGCUCUGCUGGCACCUCGCCGCCGCCGCAGCCGCGGAGGCAGCGCGGCGACGAAGAGGCACCGGUGAAGCUGUUCGGCGUGCGGCUGAACGAGGGCAAGAAGAGGAGGGCGCAGGCCGUGCAGCUGGAGGAGGAAGGCGACGGCGACCACGGCGACGGCGAUGGUGAUGACAAUGGAAGUGAGCUGAGGUGUAGGUGACUGUAGAACGUAGAUUAAUCUUGUAGAUAGUGAGGAGAGGUACGUAUGUCGCUGCAGGCUAGCUAGCUAGGCAUCCAUUUUAUGUGACUUAAUUAGAACCUU